UUAUCUUUGGACACCCCCCUUGCCUUUCCCUUAUUCUCCGCCCUACCUGGCCAAUUUUGACUUUUGAUUGUUUUUUUUUCGUGCACCCCUCCCCAUUCACGGUUUUGUACCACAUGGUCCAUCUUCUGGUCGCUGGCCCUACAAGCUUAAAAUGCACGCCUUCUUUGAUAUUUUUUUACUUUUUUGCAAUACGAAGAACAGCCUUGGCGAGGACGCAAAGUAUAAAUAGAACAAGCUUUGAUUUUAUUUUUUGCAUUCGGGAUUUUUGUAGGUUUGUCUGAUCGGCUAGUGGAAGCGGUUCCAUAUAAACAAAAAGGUAAACACGUGCCUUCUUAAAAGGGGAUGUAUCUGUUAUUUCCGACAAAAAGCUACUUUUCUCUUUGAAGAAACUUGCUUUUCUUUUUGUCAUUGUUGACAGUUGUAUUAUGGGUGUGACUGAUUGUGGGAAGAGAUAGCUUUACAAACAUAGAAACGGUGCUUAUAAAAUCUUUUAUAAUAGCAAUGCUGGUGGAUAAAAAUAAUUCUUGUGCAUAUAAAUAAAAAGGCAAAGCAGAUUUAUAAGAAUUGAACUAAAAAACCGUUGUACGUUUCAGCAUAAUAUUGCUACUGAUUUCUUGUUGAAAAUUUGCCAUGUCUCAGGCAAAUGUCUUCCUAUUCGUCUUUUUAGCUUUUCUAGAACUGCUAAAGAAUUCAGUUGUAAUAGGCAAUGGCGAACAUUUUCAAGAGUCAAGGACAAGUAGAGAUGCAGAUCUUUUUUCCUCAAUACCAGAUUCCGAUGGUUUCAAAUAUCUCAUACUAAAUGAAAAGGACGAAUCUGCACAUUUUAGAAAAGAAGAAAGAGACUCCACUGGAGUAGUGAAAGGUAGCUAUGGACUUAAAGAUCCAAAUGGAUCUAUCCGUAUUGUUCAAUAUAUUGCUGAUGAUAAAGGAUUUAGAGCUCAAAUAUCUUCUAACGAGCGAGGAAUCGGUGUCCAGAAUCCAGCAAAUGUAAGAAUUAACCGUUUAAACCGUCCAAUAACAACUGCUCUUCAUGGUUCAUCACUGCACGGAGAGUAUCACAUACAAAAUGUUCCUGACCACCUAGAGUCCGAAGUAAAACCUUCUCGUUAUGACCUUUACACACCAGUUAAAAUGAGGAGACCAAGCUUGUCAAGUGAUUCAACAAUAGAUAACGUACCAUUGAGUCGCAAAAAAGCAAACUCAAAUUUAUUCGGUAUCACGAACGUCCAAGAAGUACCAUCAGCAGCUUUCCCGUUCUAUAGUGAUAUGAAUAAACCUUAUUUUCCAAUUGAAACUUCUAAAAACAUAGGUUCUGAUUAUCAGACAAGAGUUAAUCAAAAUAAUCAUCCAUACGAUGUUUAUGAAAGUCCCCUAGACAUGGUUGAAAAUGGCGAUGAAAAUCAUUAUCAGAUACCAUAUAAUAGUUUAAAACUGAUGAAACACCUCAGGCAGAACAAUGUGUUUAAUACCGAGACAUCUGAAACACCGUCUGGGGUUUUCAAUCCUUUGCUCUACAAACCUAUCAUAAAGGUUCAUAAGAAUCUCCCUGAUUGCAACAAAGUUUCCAGCGCUGUUCUGUGCAAACCUCCUUAUUUAUUUUCUCGCACUUUUGAGUAUGUCAAUGCGACAGAAAGGCAAAUGAACGUUCCUCAACAACAAUAUACUAAAGACAAUGUAGUUACAGAAAAUGACUUUCCCCAGAUACAAGGCCAAAUUGAAGCAAUUCUUGCACAAAAACUGCUAAAAUUAGCUGUAAGUAAUGAUGAGAUAGUUCCAUUGACUCAAUCUUUGAGGCCUUUCCUUUUCCCUCCUAGUUUCACUUACAUCAACAACUUGAAUAAAAAAGAAAGUAAUCCAGACGAUCACAAACCUUCUUGUUCUGAGAAACACAAUUCAUUGAAAGAUUUAUUAAAAUCCAAGUAUUUAACGGAUGACUUAGCUGUAACUACAUCUCUUAAAAGGCCUCUUAUUUACAACAAUUUUAUGUAUAGUCCUCAGAUAGGUUCUUUAGUGCACGGUGGUUGGAGUCCUCCAAUGACUUUGAAUUAUGUGCCCUUACAGACAUCCUCGAACAGAAAUUUUCUGAACGAAUUGCUGAAUGAUUCAACAGCUGAAGCUUCUUACGUUAAUUUAAACCGAUAUAAUGUUCUAAAAAAUCAGAGGAAUCUAAUACUCUUGACAAAAUUCAACAGUCCUGAAAUCUCUCAAAACCCUAUUUUGGAAUUUUUGAAGAAGCUGAAUGAAUUAGGAUUCACAAUAGCUCCAAAGCAAGAAAAGGUAUCACUUGAGAAAACUCCGGAUUCUUUUGUGCAUGUUUUAAAUCGUGAAAAUUCCGAUUCGUACUCUGAUAACAAAACAAAUCUUUCUAAUGGUCAAAAAGACAAUGAAAAUGCCGGCUCUUAUUCUAACGAGAAUAUUUAUACUUUUAAUGGACCAAAAGAUCAUGAUGGCUCAUUUUCCAACGAAAAUACUUAUAAUUUUAACGAACCAAAAGGACAUGAAAACAUAAGUUCGAAUUUCAAGAAGAAUAUCUACCCUUCCAAUGAGCAAGAAGGUCACGACAGUGUUGAUGAAAUUGCAUUAUAUACAGCAGAAGAGAGCAAUUCUGAAACAACCACAAGCUCUCAAGUGACCACGCGAGCUCCCAUUUCCAGUAUGCUUUUCGCUCCAAAUGCUGAAGAAUUAUUACAUCUUUUUGGCCCACCUUCUGUUCCAUUUUAUAAUGAUCAUGAACAAACGCUGCCCAUAAAUGACUCAAAAUUUGUUGUAUUUGAUGAAAUAGAAAAUCACGAAGAACUUAAAGAACAAGUAAAGGGGCAUGACAGUUCUAUUCAAAACAAUUCAUCUGAUUGGAAAAAACAAUUAGAUGAUGUCAUCAAUGAAGAAUAUGAAAAAACCUCUCUCCAAAGGGAAUCAUAUUUUUCAAACCUUCCUCACACCAAAUCUAAUGAUUCCGUGGAAAAUGACUCAGAUAAACUUGAUAGUAGAAUUUAUAAAAUUCACGAGCCACCUAGCAAGUUGUAUGAUUCGAGGGGUGUUACGGUAAAGCCUGAAAAUGUACCUUUGCACUUGCAUCGGUACGUACCGCCGACUGGUAUCACUUCUUUCCCAUGGAAGUUUGCUAUUCCUAGGCCGGCUCCUCCUAGAAGUAUAGUCAUUCCACCAAAACCACCAGUACUGACAUAAAAUAAUUUAAUGAAUAGUGAUUAUAAAGGAACUUUUUUAAUUUUCUUGUAAAUUAAAGUUGCGUUUUGCAUUUUCAGAAAGUUCAUUUGUUUCUGUUACCGUUGAAUAAUAGUAAUGGUUUCAACAACCACCACAGCCCAGGUCAAAUGAUCCUAAUUUCAUUCAUAAAACAAUUUCACAUUUCGUUUUUAUAAAUAAUUAAAAAUAAAGAAAACUUUUAAAAUAUUCUCACGAUUUAAUUAUUUUUAAUUAGUUAUGUCUAAUACAAAUAUGCUGUCAAAGUUUUUUUUCUUUAUAUGAGAACAGCAGUACAAAAGUGUUUAAAUGUAGUUAGUUUAUUUAGUCUAUAGUUAAUCCAUUUAGUCUACGUUGUGAUAAUUAUUAAGUAUUUUUAAGCCAUGUAGAUAAUUGACGAUGUAGCUUAAGUUAUUUCAUUCAACCAAGGAACAGUUAUCCAAUUAGAAUGAUUUGUCUCAUUGCUAAUGAAAAUGUGAAUAAAAGCAUUUUGUGUAUGUGUUAAUAAAUGUUGAAGCAUUCAAAAUAAAAAUUAUAUUCAAAGUUACAAUUUUUAUCAAAGAAUUAAUUUUGUGUAAAGUCAGGAUAUAAUAUUGAAUGUAGUAUAUU
This is a messenger RNA of Parasteatoda tepidariorum (common house spider), 3810 nucleotides long. RefSeq lists its product as uncharacterized. Gene Ontology annotation, cellular component: extracellular matrix. The record is from RefSeq and is a predicted model, not a curated record. NCBI's taxonomy places the organism in Eukaryota, Metazoa, Arthropoda, Arachnida, Araneae, Theridiidae.